Mugil cephalus (flathead mullet) is the source of this 791-nucleotide messenger RNA. RefSeq names its product gamma-crystallin M2-like. The transcript is spliced from 3 exons. Gene Ontology annotation, molecular function: structural constituent of eye lens. The coding region runs from base 64 to 591 and encodes 175 amino acids. Gene Ontology annotation, biological process: visual perception; lens development in camera-type eye. The record is from RefSeq and is a predicted model, not a curated record. NCBI's taxonomy places the organism in Eukaryota, Metazoa, Chordata, Actinopteri, Mugiliformes, Mugilidae.
CUUUUCAUGUCACAUGACGCAUAAAAGGCAGCGCGCCAGUGCGAAGAAGCCAAUAGUGUGAACAUGAGCGCAAAGAUCGUCUUCUUCGAGGAGAGAAACUUCAAGGGCCGCUCGUAUGAGUGCAUCGGCGACUGCUCAGAGAUCGCCUCUCACCUGAGCCAAUGCAGCUCCUGCAGGGUGGAGGGCGGGAGGUUCAUGGUCUACGACCAGCCCAACUUCACAGGGCAGCAGUACCUCCUGACCAGGGGCGAGUACCCCGAGUAUCAGAACAGCAUCGGCUUCAAUGACUGCAUUCAGUCCUGCCGCAUUGUCCCUCUGCACAAGGGACCGUUUAAGAUGAUGAUCUACGAGAAAGCAAACUUUGAAGGCAAGAUGCACGAACUGAAUGACGACUGCGACUCCAUCCAGGAUAACUACCAGAUGUCCGACAUGCAGUCGUGCAACGUGGUGCAGGGCUACUGGCUGAUGUUCGAGCAGUCAAACUACGAGGGAAGGAUGUUUUAUCUGAAGCCAGGAGAGUACAGGAACCUCAGAGAAUUCAGCAGCGACGGCAUGAGAUUCCGUUCAAUCAGACGCAUCGUAGAAUCUUAAGUGACUUUUACUUAGCUGAUGAGUUUUUGGAUGCCUUGUUCCAUCGAUGACGUGUAAAAAUCAAAAGUGGAGGGGAAAGGGUUUUUAUCCUGAAACUGUGAUUUAUGGAUUGUUUGCAUGUAGUUCCAGUUGUACCGUACAAUUCACUGUAAAUUUAUCUCUUUUACUGUGUGAUGCACGCAAUAAAUUGACUGGCUGCA